CUCACGCGCGCGACGCGUGACGUCUCCCCGCACGGCGCCUGACGUCACCGCCGCCGCCGCUGCCGCCGAGAGCGAAAGGGGCGGCGGAGCAAAGAUGGCCUCGCUGAGCAACGGGCUGGGCCCGGACAACGGCGGCGUCAACAACGGCGGCGGCGGCAUCAGCAGCAGCGGCGGCAGCAGCAGCAGCAUCGGCAGCGUACACGGCCCCGUCAACGGCCUGAGCCACGGGCACAACACGAUCCCCAUGAAAGACCAGGACGCCAUCAAACUCUUCAUCGGCCAAAUCCCGCGCAACCUGGAGGAGAAGGACCUGAAGCCGCUCUUCGAGGAGUUCGGCAAGAUCUACGAGCUCACCGUCCUCAAGGACCGCUUCACGGGCAUGCACAAAGGCUGCGCCUUCCUCACGUACUGCGCGCGGGACUCGGCUCUCAAGGCUCAGAGCGCCCUGCACGAGCAGAAGACACUGCCGGGGAUGAACAGACCCAUCCAGGUGAAGCCAGCAGACAGCGAGAGCCGAGGAGACCGCAAGCUGUUCGUGGGCAUGCUGAGCAAGCAGCAGGCCGAGGAGGAGGUGAGGAGGAUGUUUGAGGCGUUCGGCUCCAUCGAGGAGUGCACCAUCCUGCGCGGACCGGACGGCAACAGCAAAGGCUGCGCGUUCGUGAAGUUCUCCAACCACGCCGAGGCUCAGGCGGCCAUCAACGCGCUCCACGGGAGCCAGACCAUGCCGGGUGCGUCCUCCAGUCUGGUGGUGAAGUUCGCGGACACGGACAAGGAGCGAACUCUGCGCCGCAUGCAGCAGAUGGCCGGCCAGCUGGGCAUCUUCAACCCCAUGGCGCUGCAGUUCGGCGCCUACGGGACGUACGCCCAGGCGCUGAUGCAGCAGCAGGCCGCGCUCAUGGCCGUGGCCCAGGGCGGCUACAUCGCCCCCGUCUCCGCCUUCUCCGCCGCCCAGAUGCAGCAGAUGGCGGCGAUGAACAUGACAAGUUUGGGCGCUCCGCCGAUGACUCCCACGUCAGGGGGCAGCACCCCCCCCGGGAUCGGCUCGUCGGGCGUGCCGGCACUCGCGCCGCCCCCCAUGAGCCUCAACGGCUUCACGGCGCUGCCCCCCCAGCACAACGGCCAGCCCGAGGCCCUGUACAGCAACGGUCUGCACCCCUACCCAGCUCAGAGCCCCACUGCUGCAGACCCCAUGCAGCAGGCGUACGCCGGCAUACAGCAGUACACAGCGACGUACCCAGCUGUCUAUGGACAAAUCAACCAGAGCUUCCCACACCCGGGCACAGUGCUGCCUCAACAACAGAGAGAAGGCCCCGAGGGCUGCAACCUCUUCAUCUACCACCUGCCGCAGGAGUUUGGCGACGGGGAGCUCACGCAGAUGUUCCUCCCGUUCGGCAGCGUCAUCUCCUCCAAGGUGUUCGUGGACAGAGCCACCAACCAGAGCAAGUGCUUCGGGUUCGUGAGUUUUGAUAACCCGGGCUCUGCCCAGGCUGCGAUCCAGGCCAUGAACGGCUUUCAGAUCGGAAUGAAGCGGCUCAAGGUGCAGCUCAAGCGACCCAAGGACGCCAACCGCCCCUACUGAGACGCACACUCACCAGGGAGACGUUAUGGAACAGCAGCUUCUGACCCCCGCACGGGGUAACCCCUCCUCCCUCCCCCGCUGGGGUAACCCCUCCUCCCUCCCCCGCUGGGGUAACCCCUCCUCCCUCCCCCGCUGGGGUAACCCCUCCCCUCCCCCGCAGGGGUGACCCCUCCCCCGACGGGAUAGCCCCUCCCCCUCACGGGGCAUCCCCUUCCCCCCCACGGGGUAACUCCUAUCCAGGGUAACCAAUCCCCUCCUGGGGAUCGCCCAUCCCUAUUUUACGGGGUAACUCCUCCCCCUAUGGGGUAACCCCCUUCCUUCGGCUUAGCCCCUCCCCUCCCCUACUCCGUAUAGUAUCCCCUGCCCCCUCUCCCUUGUAUGGGGUAACCUUUACCCCUUUGAGAUAACCCCUUCCUCUCUAUGGGGUAACCCCUCCCCCAUGGAGUCUUGCUCCCCGCCCCGCCCCCUUCCCAGGGGUCCCCCCCCCGAGUCCCCCACAGGGUACCGCCCCCACCCCGGGGCUCAGACCCCCUGCAGCCCCCAGCCCCGCCCCCCAGGAGGGGAGGGCCUAGCCCCCACCCCCCCACCCACUUCCCUGCGUGGCUGCAGAAGAGGCUCUGAGUGGCACCGGACGUUGGAGAAGACCGGGACCCUCCCUCCCCUCCUAAACCCCUUCGCCGGGGACCCCCUUCGCCGGGGACCCCCAUCGCCGGGUACCCCCUUGCUGGGCGCCCCCAGCGAGAUCGCUGACUCAUCAUUCCUUAGACCGUAGGGACCAAAGGACCAAACUUUUUACUGGAGGCGCGCGAGGUCGCGAGCGUCCGUGACCCCCAGCGCGCGGAGGCGGCGGCCGAGGGCCCCACCCCCGGGCCAGGGCCGCCUCAGGGGGCCCCCCGAGGGUCCCACAGGCAGCAGGGCCCCCCCCCCCACCACCCCUUACCCCCACCCCGCCCGCCCGCCCGUGCUGUCGCAACGCUCAGUACUUGAAGGUGGAGGGGGCAGCGCCUCCCCGUGACCCCAAGACCCCCUCCUCCCGAGACCGCCCCCCCCACGCCCUCACCCCCCCUAACUCUUGCGGCCCCCCGCGACCCCCCCCCCCCGCGACCCCCUCGCGACGCGCGUCCCCUUGUGCUCCCCAACAGACCCCCGACUUUGCGCGCCUCGCAAGCCCCCUGCGCCCGCCCCCACCAUGACCCCCUAUCUGCACCCCCAGACGCGUCUCUCCCCCAGACCCCUGCGCUGUGAUGUAGGGGCUGUCAGGGGGUCCGGGGUGGUGGGGGUCGAGGUGAGACACGGUUUUGCGAUGCCCCCCUACCCGGCAUGAUGGGGGGGGGGUCCCCGAUUGGGGGUUGCCUGCGUGUUUAGGGGUUGCCUGCGUGUGACACCAGAAGGGAGUCGAGGUCGCUGUCGAUCCUUACGGGCAGACGUAGGAGGGGGGGGGGGUCCCUGAUCCCCCCGGCCCCGUGACCCCUCCGUGACCCCCCCCCCGCGCCGCACUACAUAUCAGGGGACCUGGGUGGAGUCGGUGUCUGGGUCCCCGAACCCCGGCGCGGCACACACGCACGCGCACGCACACACGUGUACACGCACACACGUGUACACGCACACACGUGUACACGCACACACGUGUACACGCACACACGUGUACAUAGACACAGCAGGGAGAGGGCAGGGGAGUGGGGGGGCUCGCGAGGAGCAGUGGCGAUUCUAGGGGAGGAGGGGGUUGGCCUGGGAAGGCUGUGACCCCCCUUGAUGAAUUGCAGUGUCCCCUGCCCCCCCCCCACCUUAUCCAUGUGCCCCCCCCCCCCAAACCAUUGAGAGGCAGUGGCUGCUCACGUUAGGGUUAAAGAGGUCAUCAUCACGAGCGUGGCCAAGCAUCGACCGCUGAGCGCGUGCGGCUGCCACGGGGCAGUCCCCGCGUGAGUCAUCCGCGGGGUUCGUCUAUCAAGUUCGCCACAGGCGGGGACCGUCGUGACGCCGGGCGGCAAACUCGGGGGGCCGCUCGUUCGGAAUGACGUCGCGAGCGAGGCGGCCGGCGCCGGCAGCGCUCUACGGCGGUUGCGUGCGGUGCGCACCGCAGCAGCGAGUUAACCAGGGCGGCCUGCCGGAACCGAACCGCGAAAGCUGUCUAACAGGGGGCGAGCGUGUGCUCCGGCAAGGCCACAUCACCACCGCCGCCCCCCCCAAUUAGACAAGGGGGGAGGGGGGGGGGACGAUGUUGUAACACGGUUUACCCCAAUGUCGUGAUUCGCUAGCAGCUGUUCAUAUUCCGCCAGUUCGCGCCGCGACCCCGGCACGGGCGCGGAACGCUCCGGCAGCGCGAGUCCCCUGCGGCGGCUAGUGCACUCGGCCACAGCGAUUAGCCGCGGCGGCCGCUGCUGGGCUCGACAGCUUUGCAACAACCGACCGCAACCCGCCAUCGUUUCCUUCCCUGUGCCAGAUAACACGCGCCAGCUGAUGGGUCGGCACGCGAGGCCUCCAAGCUGCGAGCUUCAGAAUCUCGCCCCACUCGGGGAGUUUCACACCGAGGCGGGGGGGGGGUGGGGAGAAAAUGGGUGCCCCCCCCCGACCCUCCUCCCCCAUGUGCCCUCCCCCCCUCCACCGCCACCCCGUGGUUACCGGGUCCUAGAAUCGCCACUGCGCGGGUAGUGAUGGCGAGGUGGGUGCGGGGACCGUGGUGAGAUGGGACGAGGCAGAUGAGGAGGAGGGAGGAAGGAGCAGUGCGGCUGGCGCACACCCGUGCCAACUCCCCGUUCCCGUGGCGGGAGCUCGUAGAGCGCGAGCAGCUUCGUGUACAAACGAGAAGAGAUAUUUUAAUGAGACCCGAGCGCGGGCCUACGUGUACAUACUGACAAAGUGUUAUUUAAUGAAUUACUGCAGUACUGAUGGUGACGAGUGUAUUGGGCGCGACUCCACACGGCUCCCUGCCGCUGCCCACGUGGGGUCGUCUGUGUCGGGGAAGGGGCCACCCAAGCCACUCGCCCACCGCUCCCACCCACCACGGCAUGCUGAGCACGUAGUGGGGGGGCUGGGGGGGUGCGAGAUGGCGGGGGGGGGGGUCACGCAUUGACGCGUGGUGGUGGAGGUCACGGGGUGCUCGGUCACCUGCCAUCCCUGAGCGCUGGAAACUCCACGUGGACAUUCUCACCUGGCUCCCCUGAAAUUUCACCUGGCCCCUGAACCUAUCCGACCCGCUGGACUCACCUGAACCCUGAACUUACGUGGCCUCUCUUACCUAGCCCCCGACCUCACCCGACCCCUGAACUUACCUGUUCCCUGGUGUCACCUGACCUCUCCUGCCCAAUCCCCCCCCCCCCCGCUUCGGGGUUAAACUAUGGAUGAAUCGGCGGUGUGUUUGGGGAUUAAUUGGGGGGGGGGUUAAUUGUCCUCGGGGGUCACACAGGGGUAUUUGGUGUCCACGGGGUUCAGGCCAGGCGGCACCGUGACUUCCCCACCGGGACUCUGGUCCCUUGCGUGGCACGGUGAACCCAAAGCCGUGGUGCGGUGAACCCAUAUCCGUGGCGCGGUGAACCCAUAGCCUUGGUGCGGUGAACCCAAAGCCUUGGUGCGGUGAACCCAUAUCCGUGGCGCGGUGAACCCAUAGCCUUGGUGCGGUGAACCCAAAGCCUUGGUGCGGUAAACCCAAAGCCUUGGUGCGGUAAACCCAUAGCCUUGGUGCGGUGAACCCAGGCGACAUAGUGUGGUAAUCCCAGUACCAAGAUGGUAAACCAGGAUACACAGCCACAAAAUGGCGUGGUAAACAGAGACAGGAAGUGGGGUGGUAGACACAGAGACAGGAACUGGGGUGGUAGACACAGACAGGAAGUGGGGUGGCAGACAGAGACAGGAAGUGGGGUGGCAGACAGAGACAGGAAGUGGGGUGGUAGACACAGAGACAGGAACUGGGGUGGUAGACACAGACAGGAAGUGGGGUGGUAGACACAGACAGGAAGUGGGGUGGCAGACAGAGACAGGAAGUGGAGUGGUAGACACAGACAGGAAGUGGGGUGGUAGACACAGACAGCACGUGGGGUGGUAGACACAGACAGGAAGUGGGGUGGUAGACACAGACAGGAAGUGGGGUGGUAGACAGAGACAGGAAGUGGGUUGUAGACACAGGAAGUGGGGUGGUAGACACAGACAGGAAGUGGGGUGGUAGACAGAGACAGGAAGUGGGUGGUAGACACAGAGACAUCACGUGGGGUAGUAGACACAGAGGCGUGCUACCGUAAACUUGGGCCAUGGUGUGAUAAACCUGGAGCUAUUGUAUGAUAAAGCUGUAGCCACCGUGUAAAGAAGGUGAGACAAGACAUGGUAUGUUAACCACAGAGACCGAACGUGGCAUGUUUAACACAUACAGGACAUGGUGUGGUAACCUCGAAUCUAUGGUAUGUAGGGUAAAACCUGGACCGCGAUGCGGGUAACCCUGGACCAUGGUGUGGUUAACCUGACCACGGGGUGGUUGAAUCCCGGGCGGUAGUGUGGUUGCCCCAAGGCCGUGGUGUGGUUGCCCCAAGGCCGUGGUGUGGUUAACCGUGAACCGUGGCGUGGUUGACCCUGGACCUUGGAGUGGUUGCCCUUCGGCCCUGGGCCGUGGUGUGGUUCACCCUGGGCCGUGGUGUGGCCGCUGUGUGCGCGGUGGGCCCCGCCGCCGUGCGCAGUGUGAAUGUCGCCGCUCGCCGUGGUGUCCGCUUUGUCUCGCGUGAAAUAAAGCACAUUUGAAAGGAGUAA
Messenger RNA from Lethenteron reissneri (Far Eastern brook lamprey), 6310 nucleotides. Its product is annotated as CUGBP Elav-like family member 4. NCBI's taxonomy places the organism in Eukaryota, Metazoa, Chordata, Hyperoartia, Petromyzontiformes, Petromyzontidae. The record is from RefSeq and is a predicted model, not a curated record. Gene Ontology annotation, molecular function: RNA binding.